CUGCACUACGGGACCGUCCUGGGCAGCAGAGCUUGUGCCCACAUGGCAGCAGCUGCCUGGGCCAGUGCCUUUCUCAAUGCUCUCAUGCACACAGCCAAUGCAUUUUCCCUGGCCCUGUGCCAUGGCAAUGCCCUGGGCCAGUUCUUCUGUGAAAUCCCACAGAUCCUCAAACUCUCCUGCUCCAAAUCCUACCUUAGGGAAUUUGGGCUGCUUGCUGUUAGUGCCUGUUUAUCAUUUGGUUGUUUUAUGUUCAUUGUUUUCUCCUACGUGCAGAUCUUCAGGGCUGUGCUGAGGAUCCCCUCUGAGCAGGGACGGCACAAAGCCUUUUCCACCUGCCUCCCUCACCUGGCCGUGGUCUCUCUGUUUGUCAGCACUGGCAUAUUUGCCUACCUGAAGCCCCCCUCCAUGUCUUCCCCAUCCCUGGAUGUGGCAGUGACAGUUCUGUACUCGGUGGUGCCUCCAAGCAACGCAGUGUUUUUGGGGGGGCUGGCGGAGGAUGCCCGGAUCGAUAAAAUCUCUCCGCCGCCAUAUGGGCUGAAAAUGGCGACCAACCGCGUGGUGGGGGUGGGGUCGGAGCCUGAGAAAAAGGCAGAACAGCCGGGAAGUGCUCGGUCUUUCGAGCCGGGACGAGUCUGA
Melospiza melodia melodia is the source of this 636-nucleotide messenger RNA. Its product is annotated as olfactory receptor 14J1-like. The annotation marks the transcript as partial. Gene Ontology annotation, biological process: G protein-coupled receptor signaling pathway. The transcript has 3 exons. The record is from RefSeq and is a predicted model, not a curated record. Gene Ontology annotation, cellular component: membrane. Lineage: Eukaryota; Metazoa; Chordata; Aves; Passeriformes; Passerellidae. Gene Ontology annotation, molecular function: odorant binding; olfactory receptor activity.